Molecule: messenger RNA, 1575 nt
Organism: Ostreococcus lucimarinus CCE9901
Lineage: Eukaryota; Viridiplantae; Chlorophyta; Mamiellophyceae; Mamiellales; Bathycoccaceae
Exons: 1
Coding region: 1-1575 (524 amino acids)
Biological process (GO): protein folding
Cellular component (GO): Golgi membrane
Molecular function (GO): flavin-dependent sulfhydryl oxidase activity; protein disulfide isomerase activity
Source: RefSeq, a predicted model, not a curated record
AUGGCGACGCUCGGGACGCUGGGAACGGCGCGAGGCGGCGGCGACGCGCGCGCCGACGACGACGCGGCGGUGGUCGAGUUUUACAUGCCGUGGUGCGGAGCCUGUCAACACUUCGCGCCGGAGUUCGCGGAAGCGGCGAAUGCGAUAAAGGAUCGCGUCGCGGCGUACGCGGUGGAUUGCACGAAGGAGGGAGCGAUGUGUAAGACGUUCGGCGCGACGUCGUAUCCGACGGUGUUGCUGGGCGAACCGGGCGCGUUCGCGCGGCGGGAGAUGGAUAAGUUAAAGAAGUUUACGCGGACGAACGUCGCGGCGGAAGUGGUGAAGUGGGUGGAUGAGGAAUUGGGGACGACGUACGCGACGCGAGGCGCGGGUGCGAGGGCGGUGGAGAACGCGCGGAGGAGCGACGAGGAACGUCUCAUCACGCGCCGGGGGCGAGAAGAGGCGACGAGUAGAGAUGGGAGCAAGGUGACGUGGACGAAAUUCGCGAACGUAGCGGAUUUAGAACGCGCGACGAUCGAGAUGUACGCGCAGAUGACGUCGGAAGCCGUAUUCGUGUCCUCGCCCGAGGCACGACAGGCGUUCGAGAGCUUUCUCGCGUUCGCGAGCGAGACGCAUCCCAUCGAGACUUGCCACCGCGGUUUGACGAAUUUGCUGACCACGCUCGAUGACAAGUGGCCAAAGGAUGGACGUGCCACGACGGGAAUGAUUCGCGCGGCGCUCACGCUGGAUGUUCGAGUUUGCGGCAAGCCGCGAGGCGAAGACGUCACCAUCGUCCCGCAAUGGGUCGAGUGCGCCGGCAGCGUUGCGGGCUUGCGGGGAUACACGUGCGGAGUAUGGAUGCUCUUGCACUCCCUGGCGGUUCGUGUUCCGGGAUCGUCGAUCACAAACAUGGAAUUCAUUCACGCCAUCGAGGGAUGGGUGCGGCAUUUUUUUCCGUGCGAAGAGUGUCGGACGCACUUUUUAUCGCUCAUCGAGAGCCCGGCGACUGGGUUCGGUGAUUUCAUCCAACGCACGGAUGGUGCGUCGAUGUGGUUAUGGAAGGCGCACAACAUCGUGAACGCGCGCUUGGCGGCGGAGGACGCGAAGGAGAUCCCCAACGAAGUCAAUAUUCGAACGGGGGACGUUUUGGCCAAGAGCGACCCGUCGCAUCCCAAGGUGCAAUUCCCGCCAAAGUCGCUGUGUCCAUCUUGCUACGAGCGCACCGCAGGCGGUGAAGACUCGUGGGACGAAGUUCACGUGUCAGAAUUCUUGUCGUCGUAUUAUUUGGCGAGUGACGAGCGGCGACAACCGGACUUGAACGCCGCUACGAAGAAGGCGGAAUUUCUCGCCAGCGUCUUAGACGCGUCCAGCAUGCGCGACGAAGCCUCGUCGCGAUUGCGCAAGGCGCUGAAUUCGGGUGAAGACGUGUUUACCGUUUACGAUGUGUUCUGGAUGAGCGCGCGGACUUUCUCCAUGUUUGCGUUCAUCCUCUUCAUGGCUGUCAAAUCGGGGGCGCUGAGUCUGUUUCACAGACGAGCGCGCGGCGGGAAUACGUCCCCGCGCAUCACGACGUACGCGCGCGGGAAAUACGCGUAA